AUGCACCAAUUUUCCGAUUGCGUCACUGUUGAAAUCGACUUUAUCUAUGCGCGUCUGUGUCUUCUUGCGGAGAAGAUUGUUUCACCAAAAAAAUCGGGCAGGGAUCGAAGAAGGCCAGACAACGAUCGAGUGGAGAAAAAUCGGCCAGGGAUCAAAGAAGGCCAGCCCCCAAAAAAAUUCCGAUUUCACGUUUUCAUAACUGAUUUACGAAGCAUUUUACGCAAUGAUAAAUUUUCACCAACUGAAUUUGAUGAAGGAUGGAAGAAAAGGGAAGAUGUAGUUACUGUUGUAGUCAGGCAAAGCAAGCUAAGUAAAGCGGAAAAAUCUCGAGCGACGGCGAGGAUUCAAAGAGUGGGACAGGACCCGGAUAAUAAAUGGGGAUAUCAAGGUGGCCCGGAUAAGCAAUGGGAAAACAAAAUGAUUGAAAAGGUCGUUGACGCGGAGCUAGCUCGUCGGGCCCACGUGACCGGAGAAGGAAAGUUGAAAGCAGAGGAUAAUAAUCUCCAGGCAUUCGGAAAAGUCGAUAAAGAACCGAGUCUAUGCAACUCAAUGAACAUCAGGGCCGUUAAGAAAUCGUUGCAUGUCGCAUAUCUGCAAGUUAGCGUGGUCAUAGACUAUAAGAUAAGUCGCCAACAAACACGCAAGGAUAAAGAUGCCCAUGCAAAAGCAUUUGGCCUCAGGCCAAAUUUUGAAGGUCAUGAAAGCGAGAAGUACAUAGCCGUCUGCAUCAUGCCACUUCCAAAGCUUCCGGACUGCUGCCGGGAUGGCUUCCUGAACAGAAUCUAUGAAAAGUUGAUUGGUAGGCUUGGAACUGCUAUACUCCAUGAUGACAUUAAUUUUAUCUCUACCAUAUGCCCAGGCAACACGAGCCCCAUCACCAACUCUCUUCAAUCCCAAGAGAAGCAUUGA
Molecule: messenger RNA, 909 nt
Organism: Striga asiatica
Lineage: Eukaryota; Viridiplantae; Streptophyta; Magnoliopsida; Lamiales; Orobanchaceae
Source: the annotation of a GenBank genome assembly